CCGUAGGCCGUCAAUCCAAGCACGGGUAAACAUACUGAAUGGAUGCUUCCGCGCCCUGGUCGCAGGAGGCGAUACGAAGGGCACCGUUUCUCGCGGCAACGGGACAAAGCGUGGAGAUGUGGGACACAAGUGCCCCUGGUCCUACGACGGAAAACACGGACCCAAACCGGACAGCUGGGGCGAUCUGGUGUUCUGCAUGCCCGGCGCCGUGUGCGACACCGGCUUCGCCCAGUCGCCCAUCGCGAUACCCGCGGGUCUGGCCGACGAGAACGGCGACUUCGUGUUGGACAACUACGACAGGGAGUUCAAGAAGUUCGACGUCGACGUGGACGGUCACGCGAUCACGGUUAUCAUCAAGGACGAAGGCCCGGCUCCCACCGUGGAAGGCGAGGAGGUGCUCGGCAAAGGCAAAUUCGUGCUGCAGCAAUUUCACUUCCACCUCGGGUCCAAUGACAACCAGGGAGCCGAGCACAAGAUCGACGAAGCCGGGCACAAUUUUCCCUUGGAGGUGCACUUCGUCCACACCAGGGAAGGUAAAGGGAGCACGGCUGAGGCCCUCAAGGAGCCCGGCAAUGUAGUCGCAAUGGCUGUCCUAUUCAAGGUUGAAGAAAAUCCGGCGGAUAAUAAAGCGGACGCCGCGCUCAUGGCCGUUAUCGAUAAAAUCGGUGUCUCCACCGAUGCCACCAAGGCGUUGAACCUUGAGGACUUCGUAGGCCCAAUCACGACCUACUACCACUACAACGGCUCCUUGACGACACCGCCCUGCACCGAGGGCCUCAGGUGGAUCGUUCUCGACUCGCAUCCUUCGGUUAAGAAGAAAACGCUUCAACUGCUCCGCGACAAGUCACCGAACGUGCGUAAGGACAACUUCCGUCCGUACAGGAGCCCCCAGAACCGUCAAGUCAAAAAGUACACGUCGUUGUAAUUGAAAUAAACCUCGCCUUAAAUUAUUUC
Rhipicephalus sanguineus (brown dog tick) is the source of this 954-nucleotide messenger RNA. RefSeq names its product carbonic anhydrase 2. Gene Ontology annotation, molecular function: carbonate dehydratase activity; zinc ion binding. The record is from RefSeq and is a predicted model, not a curated record. Bases 197 to 925 code for a protein of 242 amino acids. Lineage: Eukaryota; Metazoa; Arthropoda; Arachnida; Ixodida; Ixodidae. The transcript has 7 exons.